Messenger RNA from Oreochromis niloticus (Nile tilapia), 1837 nucleotides. RefSeq names its product CMP-N-acetylneuraminate-beta-galactosamide-alpha-2,3-sialyltransferase 2. Gene Ontology annotation, cellular component: membrane. The record is from RefSeq and is a predicted model, not a curated record. The transcript has 7 exons. NCBI's taxonomy places the organism in Eukaryota, Metazoa, Chordata, Actinopteri, Cichliformes, Cichlidae. Gene Ontology annotation, biological process: sialylation. Gene Ontology annotation, molecular function: beta-galactoside (CMP) alpha-2,3-sialyltransferase activity. The coding region runs from base 167 to 1105 and encodes 312 amino acids.
CCAAGAACAACCAAAACAAUUCAGCUUUCCUAGAAUCAAAAAUAAACCCCACUAACACCAUCAGGGCAUUUGAAUAGUAGCUCACCAAUUCAAAUCGCUCUAUCGUUCACAGGCUCUCUGACUGCUCUCUACUUCCUUUACUUUUGAAGAUUGUUCUUCAUUAAAGAUGAAUUACAGAAAGAAAAAAUCCGGGGUUCUAAUUUCCCUGCUCCUGUGCAUCGCAGUGAUUCCUAUGUUUUUCAGUCCUUCAUGGAAUUUAUCUGUUUACUCCUUUGGGCCCUGGAAGUCAAGCUUUUGUUCCUGUCUCAAAUGUAUAAGAGAUGGUGAUCCUGGGUUUAGGGAACAGAUGGAUGCAUCUCCUGAACCCUUUUUGUCAAGAAAACACAGCAUCUCAGAGAAUGAUUUCCUCUGGUGGAAGAAAAUAAAGCAGGAAAAAUACAACUUCGCUUUCUUCAAUGCAACAGUAGACAAGGUGUUUGAGAUGCUACCGAUCAUUUCAGAAGAUGUAGAACCCAGGCCUGAUCGCUGCAGGAUUUGUGCUAUAGUGGGGAAUUCUGGUAAUUUGAAUGGAUCACAUUAUGGACGUCUGAUUGAUUUGCAUGAUUUCGUAAUAAGAAUGAACUAUGGGCCGACCAGAGGCUUUGAAGUGGAUGUUGGAACCAAAACAACUCAUCGUGUUAUGUAUCCAGAGUCUGCUAGCUUAUUGGACCACACCACUCGCCUUGUGUUUUUUCCAUUCAAGAUGGAGGAUUUUUUGUGGCUCCUCGAGAACGUUGGCACUGAUUUAAAGAAACAGAGCCUAGCCAACAAGAAUUUGGUGAUGAUCCUUAAUCCGGCUUUCAUGAAACAUGUUCAUCAAGUUUGGUUGCAAAAGAAGGGUGCUUAUCCAUCUACUGGCUUCAUGGCUUUGGCUUUGAGCUUGAUGAUUUGUGAUGAGGUCAGCGUCUUUGGGUUUGGAGCAGACAGCGAUGGAAACUGGGGCCAUUACUUUGAAAAAAUCAAAGUGCAAAAUUUUGGAACUGGAUAUCAUCCAGGAAAAUAUGAAUAUAAUCUUAUUCAGCAGCUACACAAAAUACAGAAAAUCACAUUGUAUAAAGGACAUUAAUUUUUUUCCUUUGUUGCUCCUUCCUCUUUUUCCAUUUCACAGUAAAACUUAAUUCAUUAUUAAUGUGAUUUGUUCUGUGCUUCAGUGUUUUCUUCUUUAGAGGAGUCAUCAGAUUUCUUUUCAUAAAAUUGAUUCUCAUGGUGCGUUUUUAUAUAUUCAAAGACAAGCUCUUUAGGUUUACUAGUGCUUCUAAACCAUAGAUGUUAAUGUGAGUGUGAAAAGUUCUCUGUCCUGAGACUAGGGUGUACCUUCUUCCUGUCACAGUGGAAAUAGCAUUGAGCUACCUCUCCACUACAGUCAACUACAUAAGAGCUGAAGACGAUGGAUGGAUGGAUAAGUGUUUCUUUUGAGUAGGCAUCAAGAUUAUGAUAGUUAGCUAAAAGUAAACUGAAACUAUAAGCAAAUAUUCUUAAAUUCUCUAUUGCCCUUCCACACUUUUUAAGCAGCCUAGUGUUGAUCCACUAAUUAUUCUUUAAAUCAGACUUAAUGUGCUUUUAAUUACAAAGAAUGUGUUCCCUUUUUACACAUAAAAACUGUGUGGUAAUCAUUAUUAGGAUGUUGAAAAGGUGGUGCAGAAAGCUGGUCAAAAGAAAAAACAAAAAUAAACCCCAUACAAACUUGAAAGAGCUGGCCAAAAGAACCAGACAAAAUUAAACAGCUGAUGAUGGACAGAUGCAACAAUACCGAUUGUUACUACUUUGUGCAAUAAAGAGGAUGUAAGUUGUAUCACAA